UCAAAUUUCAGUUAUUCCCUUCGCUCUCUGCUUUACGGGACCCUAAGGCAAAAAUAAAAUCGGAUUUUUUUUUUCUAGACUAUUGUAACGUUAUAAGAGAUAUUGAAAUAGGAGGAUCCUUUAAUUUUUUUAAGACCUAAUCACCUAAAGCGGCUGAUCUCCGGCUUUAGCUUAGCCGGCUCCCAUAAUUAGAUGAGUGGCGGAAGUGGCAGGGAGGUAGAGCGGAGGAUCCUCCGCCUCCUCCAUGGCCGCAAAACCCGAAUCCAACUCACCCAAAUCCACGCCCACUUCCUCCGCCACCACCUCCACCAAUCCAACCAAAUCCUCGCCCACUUCGUCUCCGUCUGCGCCUCGCUCAACCAAACCCCUUACGCUCGCCUCAUCUUCGACCAAACCCACUACCCCAACAUCGUCCUCUUCAACUCCAUCAUCAAAGCCUCUUCCCUCUCCAAACCCUUCGAGUACUCUCUCCAUUUCUUUACAGCCAUGAAACGGCGCGGGAUUUGGCCCGACGAGUUCACUUUCGCGCCUCUGCUUAAAUCUUGUGCUAAUCUUGUUGAUUUGAGAAUGGGUCGGGGAGUUCAUUCCGGGGUUGUACGUCUUGGGUUUGAGAGGUUUAGGUCAAUCAGGAUUGGGAUCGUUGAGUUGUAUGCAUCUUGUGGGAAGAUGGUGGAGGCCCAGAAGGUGUUCGAUGAAAUGCUUCAAAGGGAUGUGAUUGUUUGGAAUUUGAUGAUUAGCGGGUUUUGCAAAAUGGGUAAUGUUGAAAUGGGAUUGUGUUUGUUUAAGCAAAUGAGCGAGCGGAGUGUUGUAUCUUGGAAUUUAAUGAUCUCUAGUUUAGCACGAAGUGAUAAAGAUAGUGAAGCUUUGGAGGUUUUCCGCGAUAUGCAAGAUAAUGGUUUUAAACCGGAUGAAGCGACUGUAGUCUCCAUGCUUCCAAUUUGUGCUCGGUUGGGGGAAGUUGAUCUUGGGCAGUGGAUCCACUCUUAUGCAGGGUCAUGUGGAUUGUUUAAAGAUUUCAUCUCUGUUGGAAAUUCACUAGUUGACUUCUAUUGCAAAUGUGGGAUGUUGGAAAAAGCUUCCACUGUUUUCAGGGACAUGCCCCGAAAAAACGUAGUUUCAUGGAAUGUGAUGAUCUCCGGUAUGGCUUUCAACGGAAAUGGUGAGCUUGGGGUUGAUUUAUUUGAGGAGAUGAUAUCUGAAGGUGUGAACCCAGAUGGUGCCACUUUUGUGGGAGUUUUAGCAUGUUGUGCGCAUGCAGGGUUGUUGGAAAGAGGCUGGGAUUUGUUUCGUUCGAUGAGUUUAAAGCAUCAUAUUGAACCAAAACUCGAACAUUAUGGAUCCAUGGUCGAUAUCCUCGGGCGUAUUGGACGUUUGAGUGAAGCUCGUGAUUUAAUUCGUUGUCUGCCUAUGAAGCCAAAUGCUGCUAUAUGGGGUGCAUUGCUUAGUGCUUGUCGUACUUACGGAGACACGGAGCUCGCAGAGUGUGCUGUGAAUGAGCUUAUUAAUCUUGAACCGUGGAAUUCUGGUAACUAUGUGUUGCUGUCAAAUAUUUAUGCGGAAAGAGGGGAAUGGGACGAAGUCGAGAAAGUGAGAGUGUUGAUGUGGGGAAAUUGCAUUAACAAAGCACCAGGACAGAGCAUGGUUGGAUAAUUCUGGCAGUGUUUGGUCUAAUCAACUAAAGUCUAAACGCUUGAACUUCGCGAGUAGUUCGUUUUAAAUCAUGCCCAUUUAUGGUGAACCAGAACACCACCAGUUUUUGCCAAAACUGGGAAUGUAACCGGAAUAGAAAAGCGUAAACGAUUUCCGAUUUUGUAGUUGCUCGAAGUUCUUCCGGUGAAGUUCCUUUUCUGUAAGGAGUUGAAGGAUAUGCGAGAGAGAUGAAUCAAGCAGACAUUCCAAACCAUUCCAGUAGCUUCCAAGAUAAUUCGAAUGAUACUAUAUCCUUAUUCCCAGGUGCUUGAAGGGAAGGAGAAGCCUCUAAAAACCUUCCCUGAAGAACAGACCCGAAGAUGUUUUUACUAGGCCACUUUGAUUCAAAUGUACUGUUACUUUUGCAACACUUAAUCGUUUUCUAGUUGCCAGAGGCAGAGCGAUUUCCAAUUUCCAAGUUUAGAGGGUUUAUUGAUAUCGCCAUUCCAAAAGCUUUGAAUACAGAAUGAUUCAAUGAUAUGACAUGAUUGAAUCCUUUA
Rhododendron vialii is the source of this 2189-nucleotide messenger RNA. RefSeq names its product pentatricopeptide repeat-containing protein At1g09190. Gene Ontology annotation, biological process: RNA modification. The coding region runs from base 193 to 1650 and encodes 485 amino acids. The record is from RefSeq and is a predicted model, not a curated record. The transcript has a single exon. Lineage: Eukaryota; Viridiplantae; Streptophyta; Magnoliopsida; Ericales; Ericaceae. Gene Ontology annotation, molecular function: RNA binding; protein binding.